CUGUCAGCGGUAGUCACUGAAAAUGAGGCGGAUAUUUAUCCGCAUGAUGUAUAUUAGCGCACCUUAGCGAAGGGUUUUCACCUCACGGGCCUGGCAUUUGUUAAUUUGUAAUUAACUAAGGUCCGCAGUUGAUAGAAGGCUUCCCUUCGGUGUAUUGUAUAGUCGUCAGAGAGUGGAUAUAAAGGCCAAAGAGCGAGGAUGUUGGUCCCCGCGGGAAGAUAAUGAAGAGGCUGUGCGUUUUUUUGCUGUGCCUCAUUGUAGCUCUCCUGUGCUGGUACCCAAGUCAUCAUGUGUAUUGUUCUGAGAAGAGCUUGUCUGGCCCAGGUCAGUCUGCCAGGGACCAAAACCCUCAGGGCCACAAGCAGGAGCAGGACUCAACACAACACAAGGUGGCAAAAGAACAGACGAUGCCUGAAUCUCAUAAUGCGGAACUAGCGACAGAGAGAGCAGCUCUCGAGAAGGUGAUAAGAGACGACACACACACAGAACAGACUGUGGCCACACAUGAACCUAGGGUGGAGGAGAAGAAAGCUGAUCCAGAGUCAGACACUGAGCAUGGUACUCCUGAGCCACAUCGAGGUCUCCAGGCUCAGGUGGAUCGGACGACUGACAUUCAGGAGCAGGAAGCUCAAAUGUCCGCACCUCCAAACUCAUUUUCAGCCCAAAGUCAAAUGUCCACUGACGCCCAAACCCCACCAGAGAUCUCCAGUGCUGCACGUUCUUCUGUGGACUCAAACACAGUCACACCCCUAGAAGAAACUGAAAACACUCCUACCUCACAGAGUGUCAGCUCGACUCCCACAGGUGCAGUGUUGGUUGCCAGUGCAGGCGAUGAACUCCCAGUAGGCAGCUUUGUCUUUGCUGAGCUCUCUGACUCGCAGUGCGGAGUCAUUCCCCCCAAACUGGCAACCUGUGAAAACUCCCCUUUUGGCAGCCCUGUCUUCAGUGUGGAGGAGGCUGCCAUAGAGGACCAAAGGGCAGACCCGACUCAGAGCUUUGGUCCCAAAGCAGAGGUUCAGUUUUCUCCAGGCCAUAUGGACCAGGAACAGCAGGCACAGCCUGAAGACGGGUUGUCCAGUUCUGCCCAGGAGGGCACCACCUCCAACCAUCACAAAGAGGAGCAGGCCGGGGAUGCCAGCAUUUCCAGGGAGACUGAUCCCUCAGUCCCCAGCAAAGAAGACAUUCCCACAUUUGAUGAGUGGAAGAAACAGGUCAUGGAGGUAGAGAAGGAGAAAAGUCAGUCCCUUCACACAUCGACCACUGGCAACCUCCAUCCAGUGAAGAAAGUUCAGAAAAACUUCAAAAAUAACUAUGCUUCUGUGGAGUGUGGGGCCAAGAUACUCUCUGCGAACAAUGAGGCCAAGAGCACUUCAGCCAUUCUCAUGGAGAACAUGGACCUUUACAUGCUAAAUCCUUGCAGCAACAAAAUCUGGUUUGUGAUUGAGCUUUGUGAGCCCAUUCAAGUCAAGCAGCUGGACAUUGCCAACUUUGAGCUCUUCUCAUCGGCACCAAAAGACUUUUUAGUUUCGAUAAGUGACAGGUAUCCUACUAACAAGUGGGUCAAGCUGGGUACAUUCCAUGCACGUGAUGAGCGCACAGUCCAGAGCUUCCCGCUGGAUGAACAACUUUAUGCUAAAUAUGUGAAGAUGUUCAUCAAGUACAUAAAGGUUGAACUCCUCUCCCACUUUGGAUCAGAACACUUCUGUCCUCUCAGUCUCAUUAGGGUGUUUGGUACUAGCAUGGUAGAAGAAUAUGAGGAAAUAGCAGAGUCCCAGUAUCCUUCAGAAAGACUUGAGUACUUGGAUGAAGACUAUGACUAUCCUCCUGGCUACCAGCCAUCAGAUGACAAGGCUGCCAAAAACCUACUUGGCUCAGCUACCAAUGCUAUACUUAACAUGGUCAACAACAUUGCUGCAAAUGUGUUGGGAGGUACAAAUGAAGUGGAUGUUGGAGCAGACACAGCAGGUAAUGUGUCAACUGAUGUCCAGCAAGAACAGGAUGGGACCUCUGAUGUUUUGCCUAAAUCAGCUGAAACACUUCAUGGUUCUACAGGGUUGGAAACUGAACAGCUUGCAGACCAGAAGGAUUCUGGUUAUGCCAACGAUUCCACCACACCUCACCCCACAUCAUCAGACUCCUCUGAGGAAAGACAGAUUGUCACUUUGGUGGAGGAAGAUGAUGAUGAAGAGCCCAGACAGUCUACAGUCACCCUGCUGGAAGAAGAGGGAGAUGAGGACGAAGAGAAAAGAAGAGAACAGACAAUGGGGGAUACAGAAAGGAACCAAUGGGAUAGCCAGGUGUACUGUCCCUUCUCCUCCCUCUCUUCCCUUUCUCUGUCUUGCAUGGCCACCCUGCCGGAGCUGCUCCAUCGUUGGUGCUCAGCUCGGCUGGCCAAAGGGAGGCUCCGCAGCCUUAAAAAGAGGCAACUGAGCACCCGAAAGCAGAAAAAGGCAAAAGCGAACACCCCUCAGCUCACCCACAAGCCCUCACAGAUUACUGUCCCAAUUCUAACACCUGCCCAAGUAGCUCUUCCCCUCACCGCAAAUGUUCCAGAAUCCGAGGUUCCUGUUUAUGACCAAAAUGAGGCCAAAACUUUUGGUGACUUGCACAGCACUCACUCUCCUGACACACCCACAUCAGAUGUCAAUAUUCUCCUUGAACCUAGUAGAACCCCCGCCAUCCCCUCUCACAGUUUCUCAGACAUCCAGGGCUCCGUGAUCCGACCCACCCUAACCCACCAGGAGCAGGUGCUACCUCCCGUUAAAGAUCCAAGCUUAGUUCCUGUCCCCACUCCACCCUAUCAAGCUGACGUGAUCCCAGAGACGCACCAGGCCAUUAGUGCCACCCCCACACCUACGAUUAGUUUUAAUUUGCAGCCUGUGGUAUCUGAGACAGCUGCUCCUCAGUCUACUGUUAUGGUUUCUCAUGUCAAGGACCAGACUGUCCAGCCUCUGCUCACAGCAUCAAGGCCUGAAGACCUCACCCCCCCUCCCACUGAACUAUCUGAUCUCCCACUGGCUGACACUCCCUCAGAUACUGUUAAGUCAGGUGACGACAUUGGAGACUCACUCAGAACCAGUGUCCAGACUUCUCACUCCCACGGGGAGCAGACAGAUCUGCUCAGUAAGACUGGAAAUUCCCACAGAGUGGAGGACGCUGUGGAUGAGGACUUAUUAACCAUUAGCAGUAAUGGGAACGUCAACCGAACAGUGACCGAUUUCUAUGCAGAGCUGCAGAAUGGGGCUGAUUACAGCGGUGGGGCAGUGAAUGGUAACAGUGUAUUACCAAAUGGGGCGCCGGUGCACAGUUCUAGCCAGAAGGAAAGUGUGUUUAUGAGGUUGAACAACAGAAUCAAAGCCCUGGAGAUGAACAUGAGUCUGUCCAGCAGAUACCUGGAAGAGCUCAGCCAGAGGUAUCGCAAACAAAUGGAAGAGAUGCAGAGAGCCUUCAAUAAGACCAUCACCAAACUACAAAACACCUCCCGCAUUGCAGCUGAGCAGGACCAGAAGCAGACUGAGUUUAUCCAAGUUCUGCAGAGUCAACUGGAGAACGUCACUAAACUGGUGCUCAAUCUCACAGCCACAGUUACACAGUUGCAGGAAGAGGUAUCUGACCGUCAGCGCUACCUGGUUGUGUCUCUAGUUUUGUGUUUGUCUUUGGGCCUUCUGCUGUGUCUGCAGUGCUGCUGCAGCUCUUCCCCCAAACCAAACAUCAGUCCUCCCAAGAGCAACCACUACCCCAGUCCCAAAAGAUGCUUCUCCUCCUAUGAUGAUAUGAGUAUAAAACGAAGGGUCACCUGUCCUCUUUUUCGCUCCAAGUCAUUUCACUUGACUUCUACAGAAGUAGGUCCGGAUGACUUGUACAUUGUAGAACCUGUAAGGUUUUCUCCAGAGAAAAAGAAGAAACGCUGCAAGACAAAGUCACUGGACAAAGUUGAGACUCUGAAGACAUCUGAUCCUUCUGGUCCACUCUCAAACGGGGGUCCCAAGACUUAUGGAUACCCAUGCCUUUACACUCCACCACUACCACCGCCUCCUCCACCUCCUCCUUUGCCCCCACCACCACCACCGCCUCCCCUUCCCUCUGGAGUGGGGGCGUCGCUAUCGCCCUCUUCUACCUCGAAGGAGACUCACUCGGAGACGAGUUGCAGCUCAUCCACCCACUCUGAGGAGUCCUACAUAAGCUGCCUCCCACCUCCCUCUCCAAUCUUCUCCCCCUCUAAUCUGUGCAAUGGCCACAGCCUGCCUUUUCCCCUCCACCCGCCUCCUACCAAAGGUCGCCAAGACAAGCGCUCAAUGAAGCGGCGAAAGUCACGACAGAUGGAGCUGCAGUUCCCCUCUAUGCCUGGAGGACACAUUGGUUCUCUUCCCAGUCUGCAGCAGCUUAUAAAGGGCAGCAGGGAGAUCAGUGUUGCCCUCGGGGUGACGGCUGUCACUGGACAUGUCUGAACGCGUCUCACUUUGAGCCCUUCUGCAUAACUUUUACAGUUUUCUACUGACUGUGCACACAUGAUAUGGGAGCAGAGAUUUAAAGUGAUCUGAAUGCUUUCCAUGUUUCUUAGAGGUCAUAUUUUACAGCUUUUUAACAAAUCAAUAUUGGUCACCAGGUGUCUUAUCAAAAUGGGUCAUGGUUGUAGCCAAAAACACCCCAGAGACACUGAGCUGAUGCCUUGUAAAAUAACUCAGUUUCCAGGUCUUUUAAGAAACGGCCUGUUUCUGUGUGGCGUUAGAUCGAGAAAGAGAGGUUCACUACGCCCCCCUCCCUACAGUGAGGUGGUGCCUUUCUUUAACAGAGAGGCUGGCCAUACCCCCUUGUCUUCAGUGAGGUGGUGCUUCCCUCCCUCAGAGAGGCUGGCCACACACCCUCUUACUCGCACAUAUUAUUUGGUAGUGUAAUGCAGCGCACAGACUGGUUCUGUGCUCGCGUCUCACUAAGUAAGCCAGAGUCCAGAGACGACUUCAGUUACACACGUCCCACACGGCAUGAUUCUGGGUAAUGCUGGCUUACAGCAGAGAGUUUCCAAAUGUGCAGUCUCUGAAGUUUGUGUCUUUGAGGAUAUUUAACAAAAACCUCAACCAUUUUAAGCUAAAGCAUCAAUUACAAAAAUGAUUUUGCACAGUAUGACCCAUUUAAAACCACACUUCCCAAAAGCACCCGGGUCCACUGUGGGACUGAAGUGGCUUUGGCAGCUGCAGCUCAGCAUUGCCGGUGUUUUAAGUUUAUGGCUCCCCCUGCUGGUUAUGUGCCUUUUCCUGCUCUCAACCGUUUAAUGAUUUAAACAUGAAAUUUAUGGAAUUGUUAGCAUUUCUUUGGUAUACAGAGACUGGUAGGGAGUUAAAUACGGGCUACGUGUCAGCUCCAUUUGACUGAACAAGGUGGUUAGUUUUAUUCCUACUUCUGAAGCACAGUGUCCUACUACACCUGGGCACCAAUGAGCUUUUCCCCAUUUUGAGAACAGUGAUUCCUCUGCUCUACUUUCCUGCUCCGUCCGGGGCAUCAAGAAGUAUUCGCCUGAUGUUUUAGGGAAAAUGAUUGAACAAACUCCUCAGCUUUUGCUCUUCCGCCUCAACAUCAUUUGAACCAUUCUGUGUACUGUUGCAUCCUGACCAAACAUGAGUGCAAAUGUUUGUGUGGGACCCGUGUUAAAAGCUCCUGCACACCAGACGUUUGUUCUUCUUUUCUGUCUCUGUCAUUCUUUUCCAAACCAACCAGCAGAGCUGAAUGAUGAAAUCUGUUGGGUUGAAUGCUUGUGAAUGCAUUAGUCUUUUGUGGUUACAUUCCCAGUUUAGGACAGCAGUCAUGAAAUCUGAAAA
Molecule: messenger RNA, 5813 nt
Organism: Thalassophryne amazonica
Lineage: Eukaryota; Metazoa; Chordata; Actinopteri; Batrachoidiformes; Batrachoididae
Gene: suco
Product: SUN domain containing ossification factor
Biological process (GO): protein folding in endoplasmic reticulum; regulation of bone remodeling
Cellular component (GO): cytoplasm; membrane
Source: RefSeq, a predicted model, not a curated record